Molecule: messenger RNA, 1383 nt
Organism: Aspergillus mulundensis
Lineage: Eukaryota; Fungi; Ascomycota; Eurotiomycetes; Eurotiales; Aspergillaceae
Gene: mcsA
Product: putative citrate synthase Cit1
Exons: 3
Coding region: 1-1383 (460 amino acids)
Biological process (GO): carbohydrate metabolic process; tricarboxylic acid cycle
Cellular component (GO): mitochondrial matrix
Molecular function (GO): 2-methylcitrate synthase activity
Source: RefSeq, a predicted model, not a curated record
AUGGCUCUUCCUCUCCGCACCGCCCGUCAUGCCUCCAGGCUAGCCCAGACAGUCAGCUGCCGCAGCUAUGCAACCGCCGAGCCAGACCUCAAAUCCGCCCUGAAAGCCGUGAUCCCAGCAAAGCGGGAACUAUUCGCCGAAGUCAAGAAGCAGGGCGAUGAAGUUAUCGGCGAAGUCAAGGUGUCCAACGUUAUCGGUGGCAUGCGCGGUCUGAAGUCCAUGCUCUGGGAAGGUUCCGUUCUCGACGCCGACGAGGGAAUCCGUUUCCACGGCAAAACCAUCAAGGAUUGCCAGAAGGAGCUGCCCAAGGGUCCCACUGGCACAGAGAUGCUCCCUGAGGCUAUGUUCUGGCUGCUUCUGACGGGCGAGGUCCCAUCAACUGCUCAGGUUCGGGCCUUCUCGAAGCAAUUGGCCGAAGAAUCGUUUCUACCAGACCACAUCCUCGACCUGGCCAAGUCAUUCCCCAAGCACAUGCAUCCCAUGACGCAGAUCAGCAUUAUCACCGCUGCGCUGAACACAGAAUCCAAGUUCGCAAAGCUUUAUGAGAAGGGCAUCAACAAGGCAGACUACUGGGAGCCUACCUUUGACGACGCCAUUUCACUUCUCGCAAAGAUCCCCCGUGUCGCGGCGCUGGUCUUCCGUCCUGAUGAGAUUGACGUCGUCGGCCGCCAACAGCUCGACCCAGCCCAGGAUUGGUCCUACAACUUCGCCGAGCUUCUUGGUAAAGGCGGUUCGAAGAACGCCGACUUCCACGACCUCCUCCGCCUGUACCUCGCCCUGCACGGAGACCACGAAGGUGGCAACGUCUCCGCCCACGCGACACACCUUGUCGGCUCCGCUCUAUCUGACCCCUUCCUCAGUUACUCCGCCGGUCUUCUUGGUCUAGCAGGCCCCCUGCACGGGCUUGCGGCCCAGGAAGUGCUGCGCUGGAUUCUGGCCAUGCAGGACAAGAUCGGCACCAAGUUCACCGACGAAGACGUCCGCACGUAUCUCUGGGAUACUCUCAAGUCUGGCCGUGUUGUUCCUGGGUACGGUCACGGUGUCCUGCGCAAGCCGGAUCCCCGGUUCCAGGCCCUGAUGGACUUUGCCGCCACAAGGGAGGAUGUCCUCGCCAACCCCGUCUUCCAGCUUGUCAAGAAGAACUCGGAGAUUGCACCUGGCGUGCUUACCGAGCAUGGAAAGACCAAGAACCCACACCCCAACGUGGAUGCCGCCUCAGGUGUGCUCUUCUACCACUACGGCUUCCAGCAGCCUCUCUACUACACCGUGACCUUCGGUGUCUCCCGCGCUCUAGGACCCCUGGUGCAGCUGGUCUGGGACCGCGCUCUGGGCCUCCCAAUUGAGCGACCCAAGAGCAUCAACUUGCUGGGACUGAAGAAGUAA